Molecule: messenger RNA, 876 nt
Organism: Schistosoma rodhaini
Lineage: Eukaryota; Metazoa; Platyhelminthes; Trematoda; Strigeidida; Schistosomatidae
Source: the annotation of a GenBank genome assembly
AUGCCAACAGUAGACAAAGCUUUGGCCUUGUUAAGAAAGUAUCCUCGAGUUUCUCCUCAGAAUAUAUCUGAUCUCCCAGGAAGCAAACCACCCAAGUAUCAUGGUUUGAGACGAAUGCGAAGAGGUCUUGGUCAUCGUGGUGCUUCUCAGUUUCAAGCAUUUCCACCCUUGGGAGUUUUGGAUGCAAAGACACCAUUUUAUCUCUCUGUUCCUAAAGAACCUUACAACAUUAACAGCAUGUCUGAAAACAAUCUCUGCCGUAUUUCGCUUCUAGAGCUUCAAAGAUUGAUAGACCUUAAUCGAAUAAACCCAUUAGAGCCUAUUGACAUUUCCACACUAUGUAACACCAAUCUUUAUCGUUUAAAUGUGGAUCAUGAUCGACAAUAUGGUUUCCAUCUAACUGACGAAGGUAUCGAUAACUUUGUUACUCCUGUUAAUAUUGAAGUUCAGUAUGCUAGCGAAGAAGUAAUUGCAGCUGUGGAAAGAGUAGGGGGAAUAAUCUGUAACCGUUAUUAUGAUCUGUAUUCUGUUUGGGUAAAAUCUGAUCCUCAAGGAUUCUUCAUGAAAGGCAUUCCGAUCCCAAAAGCUAAAUUACCUCCUAAUACGUUGAUUCCAUUCUACGCGGACGCUGAGUCUCGAGGUUACCUGGCGGACCCUGAGGCAGUAGCGAAAUCUCGAAUUUGGCUGGCUCAAAAAUAUGGUUAUUGCCCAACAGAUUUUAGUUCAUCCUCGGAAUCCAAUCGAAAACUGAUGUGUAUGCGGAAAGAUCCUCGACAAAUAUUUCAUGGACUGGAACCUGGUUGGCUUGUUAGUAUUCCUGACAAAGUAGUUUUAAAGCCGAAAUCUGAUCUUCUUGAUACCUACCACAAAUCCUGA